AAUAUCAUUAAUUCCACUUGAACUGAAGCGGCCUCUAGCUAGGCAUUCAGCUCACUUGAUCUCACUGAAUUAUUAACUUGUUAAUUAAUACUGAACCGCAUUUAUUAGACUUAACAUCGAAUGCAUACUUGGACCAAGGGCAUUAUUUCCUUCACUUCCCUUCCCUUCCCAGUUUAUUUUCUUCUUGUUCUUCGUUUGUUGUCCAUGGUUAUAUUUUCUCCCAAUCUUGAUAGCAAACACAAGGAUAAUUCUACUGUUAUUCCCAUUUUCUCCAUCUUUCUACUCUAUUUGGGCUUUUCUGUGUGUCUCGGUGUUAUUUGAAGUCUUAUACCUAGAAAUGGCAAGAGAUGGAAAUUGAGGUGGUUAAGGUGCUUUCCGUCUAUGAAGGGGAAGCUUGGAGCUGUUGGUGUUGUUAUUAUGUUACUUUGAGAAGUCUAAGCUUGAUAUGACUCAAAAGUACACCCUAUCUACCCCUGAGGUUUAGUACUCACUCCCUCUUUUUUACGGGUAUGAAUUUUUAGUUGGUGUUAAGAAAUUGAAUCUGUGGGAUUGUUCUACGUUGAAUUGCUUGAGGCCGUCUAUUGUUCUUGAUUUUUAUUUGAUUGUAUGACGUGUUGCAGCUAUUUGAUUCUAUUUUGUUUGUUGGAAUUGUUCAGUGAUUUUUUUACCCAAGUUUAUUUUCUGCUUCUUUGAAGAUCUGAACCAUAUUGGAGAUGUAAAUAUACAAUGAAUAGACGCAGAACUGAAAAUAGGUGAAAUGCCAGUUUUCAGCAAAAUGAUAAUUACCCUGUUUUAUCAUGUUGUUGAAUGUAAAUUUUAUGAUACCGGUCUUAGAGGGUGAGGCAAUGUAUUCAUGUAUGGCAUGGAGAUGGAACAUUUCAUUUGGCUUUCCCAUUUCUAAUGGUAUAAUUUAGUUUCAGAUAUCAAAGCUCGUUGAGGCAAUGGGGUAAGGUUGCGUACGUCCAACCCCCUUGACCCUUGUUCUUGCGGGAGCCUCUUUGAGGCAAUGGGGUAAUGAUAAUAAUGAUAUCAAAUCCGUAUGUUUAGUAUUUGUUUGGUUAGUUGAACGUUUGAUUUUCUUAUUGUGUUGAAAUUAUACCCCAACUCCAGAUUUGAGGUAAUAUUGCAGGGUUUAUUCCAAUUGUUCUUGCUGAUACUCCGUACUAUAGUUUUGAAAUAUUAAACUUCGUAUUUUCAACUCAUUGCAUAUUUUUAUGGAGACAAAAUGCCACUAUUGCAAUAUCCAGACAUUAUAAAGGCUUUGAUAUUUUUGAGGAAGUUGAAGCGAACCAAGCUGCUGCAAAGAAUGACAAUGCCUCCAUUGAUUUCCAGAUGAUUUUUACAAAAAGGAAGGAUUGACGCCAUGUUCUUUGGCUAAGCUUCCGGAUGAUGUUGAGUUCUUGAACUUGUAUGAUAGAGACAGAGUUGAAUAUGUUGGAUUGGAUGAGGCUGCCAGUAAAUUAGGAGUUGAGAGACGCGGGAUCUAUGAUUUUGUGAAUGUCUUAUAAAGUGUUGGUUUAAGAUUGAUUUUCUUCUAUACUAGUGAUUUUCUUUAAUUAUUUCGCAUAUUUUUGUGGCUCGUCAAAUUAGAUGUGUGAAAUUAAAUUUUUUGAAGGUAUCUAACUAAGACAAUUGGCAUCCACCUAAAAUGUCAUUUUGAGUAAGUAGUUAAAAUAAAGCGCCUUGAGUUUGCAUGUUUUUACCUCAUUAUCAUUGAUGGGUGUUAAUUGGAUUUAGGUACUAUGCGUGGAAGGGGUUUUAAAGGAAUUCCCAAGGCUCUUGCCGCGCUAAAGAAAACUGUAGCAGCAAAGAACGUGCAAUCAGCAAGGAGGACCGCGCGCUGAAGAUUCCGCGCAUGCAGCAGCUUGGCGCCCAACGCGCUUGGUGGCGUUUGGUGCAGGGGUUGGCUAUAAAUUCCCCCUUUGCCGUGCCAUUUUGAAGAGCAAACAAUCUCAUUUUCUUGCUUUUUCUUUCUCAAAGGUCGACUACUCUCCCUUAAUCUUGUUGUUCUUGCCUUGUCCAUCAUGCCUCGUCACACCCGGAGAAAGCUUGCUGAAUGUUCGGCGGUUCGAGCAACUAUGGAGGAUGCUUCGGAUGACGAAGAGACUGCAACGAAUGUGCCGGAGCCGAGCAUGGUACCGCGGAGAGUACCUACCUUUUACGGUAAUGGUUGGCGGCCUUCUGAUCUUGCGUUUCGACUGGAGUUUCAUUUGUCCCAGCGGCCUCGCGCUGGUUUGGCUGACGGGGAGCCGUUGCGCACAUUUUGGAAUCUGAAGGAUCUUUAUGAUGUUUUCCCGGCUGUCUAUGACAACGCGAAGGCUCGGGCGAUCUGGUUGCAGACGAGCCUGGUUGAUUUUUGGCAUGCUUUGGGAGAUGCUCAAGGGAGGAAGGGCGUCAAAGCCCGACUACAGGCCAUGUUGGAGAGGUGGUGGGAUACCACCAACACUUUUCAUAUGGUAUGGGGGGAGAUCACCAUUACCCCUUUCGAGUUUGCUAUGAUCACAGUCCUCCCAUUUUCAGAGAGGAAUGUGACUUUCGAUUCUGAGUUGAAAUGGGAUUCGAACGGUGUCAGGGAGUGGAUUGGCCCUGUUGUUGACUUGAUGACGGAUGACACCCGUGCUCCUGUGACGGUGAUCAUGGAUGGGAUCCGCAGUGCGGACAUAUCUGCGGAGUAGAGGGUUCGACUCUUCCUCUUGGCUCUUGUGAGUAGAGUGAUGGCCACGAGCAGGAGUAGCCGGGUGCUGAUUGGCUUCUUGGAAGCUUUGAGGGAUUCGAGGGCUGUUUCAGGCCUCAACUGGGGUGGCCUGGCAUACAUCCACCCUUUGUAUGAAAUGAAAAACGCCUCCAGGACUUCACCGGAGAGCAAGGCGAGCGUUGCUGCUUUGUGGAGCGUGCUGGAGAUUUGGAUGUACGAGCAUUUUCCGACUUUGGCGUCGGCUCGUACUAGGGUUGCGGCUUACCCGUAUGCUGCCUCUUGGGUAGGAGCGGUGCGCAGGAGGGUGUCUUUGGCGACCUUCCGCAUAGCUUUGCAGGUUUUGCAUGUUGAGGAGGUGGUUUGGCGUCCUUUUGUUGGUGCGCCUAUACCUGUUUCGGCCAUGCUGGCCCACUUCUUUUCUGGACGGCGGGUCUUGCUCCCGGGUGUGUAUCGCCAUAUGUGGUACCUGGGGGAGCGAGUGUCCCUUCAACAUAGUACGAGGGACAGGCUUGUCCCUAAGGACCCACCGGAGACCAUGCUGGCACGAAUUGAAGAUGUCGCCCGACUCUAUUUGGAUGCUGGGGGCGAUGCCGUUUGUAUCCCUUGGGAGAAUUUUGUAGAUAGGAAAGGUAGUCAUGAGGGCCUUUUGGCGAGACUUGCUCCACCUGUACGCUUCGUACUGUCGGAGGAGGAGGUCGACCCCGAGGAUGUUCCCUAUGCUGAUAGGGUCGUCCGCUAUGUUGACUCGGACGGAGAACAGGUGGGGGUGGCUGUUCCUAUAGCUUCUCCUCCACAUCGGAGGUCGUAUGAUGCUGUACCGGAGCAUUAUGCAGCUGCGCCUCGGGCGAGAGUGCGUCGCUGUAUGCUUGUAAUUGAUUCCUUGAAGAGGCAAUGUGCCAAUAUGACCAAGAAACUUACUGGCCGAGACAGAGAGGAGCGCCGUCGAGGUCCCAGAGAUUCCGUUGAAAGGGAGCCCCAGGUGGAGACUUUGGUAGGGUAGGAGGGACCGAGCUUAGGUCUGGGCCUGGGUUCUGGUACUAGUACUUAACAGAGGCAUUCUGAUGCUGUUAAGGGAGCUGCUCCCUUUGCAUAUGCUGAGCCUACCAGGCAAUCCUUUGGAGGUCCGGGCAGUUCGAUGCCUUUUGUGCCUCCCCCUGGUCUUUACUUUGGAGCGAGUAGCUCUCAGCCCUGGAGUGCAGAUUCUUGGGAUUAUUGGCAGGAGAUGGAGCGGAUGCGUCAGACCCAGGCUUUUGAGAUGCAGCCCCAGUUCAUGGCGUUCCCGCCGCCUUAUCACUAUCCUUCCCCUCAGCAGGGAACUCAUCGUCCUCCCGAUACUCUUCGUAUUUCGGAGCAGGAGCCUGCUACCCCUGGGACGGAGCUGGAUCAGGAUCUGGAGCGUUAUAGGAGCCAAAAAAGGAACAAGGAGUCCGUGGUGGACAUUACGGUUGAUGAUGACUCGGACUGAUCCUGCAUGGUAGCGAGUUCCAGCUUGCCUUGGUUGGAUUUUGUAUGGAUUGUUUUUGUAUGGAUUUUGUAGGCUUGUAUUUGAAAUUUGAAUUUUGUAUGGUUGUAUGGUUUUGUACUUGAAUUUUGUAAGGUUUGGAAUUUUUGGAUCUUGUAUGGAUGAAAAUU
Spinacia oleracea (spinach) is the source of this 4327-nucleotide messenger RNA. RefSeq lists its product as uncharacterized. The transcript has 12 exons. Bases 2715 to 3695 code for a protein of 326 amino acids. Gene Ontology annotation, biological process: meristem development; meristem maintenance. Lineage: Eukaryota; Viridiplantae; Streptophyta; Magnoliopsida; Caryophyllales; Amaranthaceae. The record is from RefSeq and is a predicted model, not a curated record.